AUGAACCUUUGUUCGUUGGCACUUCUGGUGCUGACAGUUAGCUGCAGUGACCAUAUUGUCCGCACCAUCAGCGCUCAAGAUGACGAUGGACAUUAUUUGAACGAGUGGGCUGUACAGAUCCAAGGAGGAGAAAGCCACGCCGAGUCCGUAGCUGCACAACAUGGCUACACCCUAGUUAGGGCGGUAGUCGCGUUUGUGGAGCAACAGCAACAGAAGCGCCGUGUGAAGAGAGGUCUCGUUGAGGACAGAGAACUUCAUGACCGUGAGCUGGCCAGGGAGAUAGCUGCUGGAGGCGGGGAGCUCCAUGACCCUGAGCUCAUACAUGAGUGGUAUCUCAACCCCACCGGUUCGGAAGUGAGCCGGAGCGACGAGGUUCGAGCAGAUCUUGGCGUGAAGGCAGUGUGGAAGAAAGGCAUCACGGGCAAGGGAAUCGUGGUCACCAUUCUCGAUGACGGUAUUGAGAGGACUCACCCCGACCUGAAAUCUAACUACGAUCCUGAAGCCAGCUACGAUUUCAACGAUAACGACGAAGACCCAAGUCCGCGUUACGACAUUACAAACGAGAACAAGCAUGGAACCCGGUGCGCUGGAGAAGUUUCAAUGGUCGCCAACAACGAUAAAUGUGGAACGGGCAUUGCUUUCACUCUAAUUGGAGGCGUUCGUAUGCUGGACGGUCACGUAACUGACCGUUUGGAGGGUGACGCCAUCUGCUUCAAUCGCCACCAUGUAGACAUUUACUCGGCCAGCUGGGGGCCCAACGAUGACGGGAGGACCACUGAGGGACCAGGUGUCAUGGCCAGGAAAGCUUUCGAUUUGGGAAUCAAAGAGGGCAGAGACGGCAAAGGCGCCCUCUAUGUGUGGGCUUCUGGCAAUGGUGGUCGUAUCGGCGACAACUGCAACUCCGACGGCUACACCUCCAGCAUCUACACCAUGAGCAUCAGCAGCGCCUCACAGGUCAG
Aplysia californica (California sea hare) is the source of this 959-nucleotide messenger RNA. RefSeq names its product prohormone convertase 1 (gene PC1B). Gene Ontology annotation, biological process: protein processing. The record is from RefSeq and is marked validated. Gene Ontology annotation, cellular component: trans-Golgi network; Golgi membrane. Lineage: Eukaryota; Metazoa; Mollusca; Gastropoda; Aplysiida; Aplysiidae. Gene Ontology annotation, molecular function: serine-type endopeptidase activity.